This is a messenger RNA of Sitodiplosis mosellana (orange wheat blossom midge), 1472 nucleotides long. RefSeq lists its product as uncharacterized. The transcript has 2 exons. The coding region runs from base 359 to 1066 and encodes 235 amino acids. Lineage: Eukaryota; Metazoa; Arthropoda; Insecta; Diptera; Cecidomyiidae. The record is from RefSeq and is a predicted model, not a curated record.
CUAUAAAUAAUAAUAUUUUAUUUUGACGGAACCAGAUGAAAAAAAAACAUGAUGUUGUUUGUUUACAUUCUUAUCACAAAUCGAAUUGUCAAAAUAUUGAAUUAGCACUAUGUGUGUGAACCAAGCCUUAUGACAUAUGAUGCUCAUUCCAUUGGUUUUGGAAAUGUCAUAAAUGUUGUCGCUUCACACGGAUAUCACAUUCUACGUUGUAAAUAACAAGUCGAACAAACCAAACUUAAAUUUGAUUACAAUACAAACUAUUGCAGUGAAAAAACAAAUUGAACGUUUUAAUUAGACUACGAUUUCGGUGAUAACUCAUUCCAUUUUCGGUACGCGUUAUUUUGAUAUUGAUACAAUCAUGUCUCCAUGUAUCACAUCGACACCUUAUGGCUCCGCUUAUCUCUCAUUGGAAUUGUGUCCUGCUAUACUAACGACAAAGUUCAUGGGUCAUACGCUUCGGUAUGGUUGGCCACAAAACAAGCUUUUCAUUCGUAUUAAAAACAGACGACUGAAAGUUUUCGAGCGUAGCGGAUGUAUUUGCAGUGUAGCGUUGAUGAAUUUGGCUUUGAAAUAUGAGGAAAAAUACAAAACCAUUCGGGAUAGAAAGGAACGAAACAAAGUUAAGUUUUCCGUCGAUGGUGAGGAUUUCAAAUUGACAUUUUACAAUCAAGACACAUUCAAUAAAUUCAAAGAAUGUUGUGAAGAAGCACAAAAACCAUCAGUGCCAAACAACAGUGCUGAAGUGAAAUCAUUUGGCGAAAAUUCCCCUCAAAAUCACCAGGCAGGCACAUCAACACAAUCACCAAACCACGAAAAUGGCAAAUCAGCCGACAAAAAAUGGGACGAACUCAUCCGAAUGAUAGAAAAUGUGGCCGCUUCAAUCGAAAUUAUGGCCUCUUCAAUCCAAAAUGUGGCCGCUUCAAUCGAAAUUAUGGCCUCUUUAAUCCAUGAGCUGUCACCAAAUCGUUCUAUUAACAGCUCAAUCAAAAGUAAUAACUCCAUUAAAGAAUCGAACGAUUUAUUUUCUUGGACAGAUCAACAAGGAGAAGGCGUGGCUGAACAAUGACAGGGAAACAAAUCACACAAAUUGACGAAUUGAAGGAUUAACGCUUUAACAACAGCUUCAACAACAGCAAGAACCACAGCCAGAACAACAACCAUCAAGCAAUAUAACGGGCAAUGCAAACAAUGUCGAAAUGAUUCGGAGCAGAAUGAAUGAAUUCUACGUAAAAUUAAACCAAACCGUUGAAGGAAAAGAAACGAUGACAUCGGCUGAAAUACUCAAAUUAACAGCUGAAAUCAUUCGAAAAGAAAUAAAGGCUGCAUUAAACUCCAUUUGAUUAUAUGUAUUAUCGUCGUGAACGGCAUUUUAUUUCAUUUUGAUUUAAGAUUAAGUUAUCAAGUUUGUCUUUUAAUGAUCAGUGCGGUUAAAUUUAAACAAACAUCGAAAUUAAAGUUUUGAAAAAUUGUUA